Messenger RNA from Anastrepha ludens (Mexican fruit fly), 828 nucleotides. RefSeq names its product peptidyl-tRNA hydrolase ICT1, mitochondrial. The record is from RefSeq and is a predicted model, not a curated record. Bases 96 to 710 code for a protein of 204 amino acids. Gene Ontology annotation, molecular function: translation release factor activity. Gene Ontology annotation, biological process: mitochondrial translational termination. NCBI's taxonomy places the organism in Eukaryota, Metazoa, Arthropoda, Insecta, Diptera, Tephritidae. The transcript is spliced from 4 exons. Gene Ontology annotation, cellular component: mitochondrial large ribosomal subunit.
ACCUAUGCAAUCAGCUGUUCCCAAUGAAAAAAAUAUAAGAAUAUAAGAGGCAGUAAUUUAAAAUUUUUCCAACUUUGGUUUUUUGAAUAGGGAAAAUGAAUAAAAUUUGUAGCAGCUUAAUCUGUGUGCUGCGCCCAUCCAGCAUUGAAAAAGCCUACACAACCUCGGUCAUUCUCGGGCGGAGGAUUUCUUUUAAAAGCGAAUUGUCGCUUGAUAAAUUAUACCCCAACAGUCGCCUGAAGCUUUAUACGCCCCCACCGCCUACAAAUUCAGGGGACAAAUUCUCUGGUUUCAUACCAAUCAAUAAACUUGAAAUAACAUACAGCCGCAGCUCCGGACCUGGUGGGCAGCACGUGAAUUGCGUAAACACAAAGGUGGACUUGCGUUUCAAAUUGGCAAACGCAGAAUGGAUACCAGAAAAGACGAGGCUAAAGCUACUGGAAGCUUUACAGAAUAAGCUCACCAAGGAAGGUUACUUUGUCAUAAAAAGCGAUUUGACACGAUCACAGCAAAUGAAUUUGGCUGAUGCCUUGGAGAAGCUACGUAACUUAAUACGUGAAUACGAAAUAGAAAAACCUCCGCCGACAGAAGAAAGCUUAGAGAAGUUGCGUCGUAGACUGGAAAAAUCUGCGCGUGAACGUCUGUUGGUGAAACGCCAACGAUCACUUACUAAAUCUUCGAGGCAAGGGCCAAAUAUCACGGACUUGUAGAAAAUGUUGAAUUGUAAAAGAGAUUUUUUUUUCCAAAAAGUAAACUUGUGAACGUUUUGUAAAUUGUUUAAUUGAAGAAGAAAAACUGCAAAUAAACAUUUUUAAGUUAGAACGUGUA